Molecule: messenger RNA, 3066 nt
Organism: Cavenderia fasciculata
Lineage: Eukaryota; Evosea; Eumycetozoa; Acytosteliales; Cavenderiaceae
Exons: 11
Coding region: 1-3066 (1021 amino acids)
Source: RefSeq, a predicted model, not a curated record
AUGAAAGAUACAAUCAAACAUAUAACAUUUGUUAUAUUGUUUUAUUUAAUAUUUAUUAGUAGCCAAAGUACAACUCUAGCACAGAUCCCACCUGAAGAACUUGCCUCUGCAAUAUGGAUCAUUCGUCAAUACGGUAGUACCCUUGGACAAGAUGCAACAAGUAUAUGUUCGCCAACAUCUAGAGCAUUCACAUGUGCCAAUGGUCAUAUUACAAGAGUCGAGUUUACUGGAGGAUACGCUUCAUUUAGUGCAAGUGGAAGUGGAGUUCCUGACCCAACAUUGAAUGUCAUCAACUUCCCUGAAUGCACUGAAUUCAUUCUUUACCCAGGCAAUCCAAAUCCAAAUUAUAUCGGUGAUCCGAAUCAAAACAUUCUUGACAAAUUAACUAAUAUUAAAAAGAUUACUACAUUUUCAAUAAUAAGUAAUGAAAUUAAAAGUAUUCCAAAUGGAUUCCUUAGAAACUUUCCUCAAUUGACAACUCUGAUAUUAUCACUUCCAAACGUAACAACAAUACAAGAAAGUUCAUUUGAAGUAUCAAGUGCAACAAUCGUGUCGGUCAAUCUCAAUUUCGCUACUUUAAAAACUUAUACAUCUCCUACCAACACUUCAGCAUCAUUGAUGUGGAGAUCAUUGGGACAACUUGUAUGGACUGUAUACCCCGCGACGGCUGAUGGACCCAUUUCACUCGUCUUUUCAAAAACUGUUUUCCCAGAUUUGCAUACUCUUGUGUUGGAUUCAACUUCACCUGGAACUAUCUCUGUUUCAGCCAGCUUUCAAAACUUAUACGUUAUAGGUACUUUGACCUCUAGCUUUAGUCUUACUGUCCCAAACCCACUUGUAGUUCAAAACUUGAGAUUAAAUGGUCUAUCGACAGUGUCACCUCCAUUACACACUUUUCCAGCUUUACUUACCAAAUAUGAUUCUGCUCUUACAACUCUUCCAACAUUUCCAUUGCCAACAAGCAGCUUUACUCACUGGCAAUAUGGUUUCUUAACAGAGAAUACAACUAUACCUUGGGAAGCAUUGACACCUGAUAAUAAGCCAAGAUUACUCGAUAUCUCAAAUAACAUAAGACUUGGAGGCUCAGUUCCAGAUAGUUUCUGUGUCAACAAACUCAUUAUUUCAGGAACUAAUAUAUCUAGUGUUCCAGAUUGUUAUUGGUGUUAUCGAACCGAUCCUACUUCUUUUUUAACAACUUUACCAGUUCCACCUGGAUUUACAUGUCCACUGCGAGUUGAUCAAGCAAAUCAAACUCUUUAUACAAAGGAAUAUCGUGCAAAUUUAACUGGCCACCUAAUUGGGUGGGGUAAUAAUGUUUAUCAUCCUGCUACUCUAGGAUAUUAUAUUCUUACUCCUGUAGUUCCACAAAAAAUAUUAUUAUUAUAUUAUGUUACGAAUGGAACUCAAACCAAUACAACUAUUAAAUUAAAUGAAUAUUCACCACAUACAGUUAAUUUAACUAUUCUAGAGGUAGGAAUUACAUUGUCCAAAGUCAAUGUCACACUGCUACCAAAUCAAAAAUUACUAUUCACUUGGUUGUUUUCGUUUUACAAUAAUCUACUUGUUCAUCAAUUCCAAUCUACAUUUGGUUUGACUGGUCCUUGUAAUAUCAAUAGUACCAAAUACACAACGGGUCCCAUUCAAGCAACCAUUACUUGUUUAAUGGAUUUCAAUCCAUUCUAUACUGGUAGAUCAUUUGUAAUGGAGGUAUCUAAUCCACAUAACAAAGAAACUUACACUAUCCCAUUUAAUUAUUAUCCUCGAUUAUUUUCAGGACAAAUUGAUUCAAACAAUCAAAGAUUAAUUUAUUUGUUUGGUGAUUUUAGACAAAAUCAUUCAUUGGCAAAUAUAACAAUCAACGAUAAAAUAGCUUGUACUAUAAACGCAUCAACAAUCGAUUCAAUUAAUUGUACAUUAUCAGAGAAUGCAAGUUAUGGUCCUGCAAAUGUCAGUAUCACUGUUGAUGGAUAUCUAUAUCUAGCAAAUGACUUUUUAUACUUUACAGCUCCACCAAAUAAUAAUGGUUCAACAACAACUGGUGGAACGACAACAGGAGGUGGAUCAACACCUCAAUCACAAUGUCAAGAAUCAACAUCCAAUUGUUUUGGACAUGGAUCGUGUGAUAUUAACGGUCAAUGUCAAUGUGAUAAUGGGUAUAAUCCAAUCGAUAAUUGUUUAACUAAAUUUACCAAUUCAACACCUGUAACAAAUACAACAACACCAACAUCAUCAUUUGAAAUUGAUGGAACAAGAUUUGAUUUUGAAUUGGUUGCUAUUCAAGAGAUUGAUACUGAUGAAAAUGUAGUUGGAGAAUUAUUGACAAACAGUUGGAAUGCAACAAUCAACAGUGAUAAUUCAACAACUCUAGUCACCUAUCAACUCGUCAAUAUUAGCGAUCCACUUUACAUUGCUACAAUGGUUCAAGCAAUGAUAUCAUUCUCAACACAACCAAGAGAUAUUCAAUUUGGAGAUCAACUACUUCACAUCAAUCCAAAUUCAAUUAAAUUAGCAUUGAAUAUUACCAAUUGGCAGUACAGUAAUUUAAUAUCAACACUUCGAGUUGUAUUCCGUACAGAUGUCAAUAUGGAUCAAACAGUUGAAUUUGGUUGUAAACAACAAUCAAUAUCAACAUUCCCCUACGAUCAAUUUUCAUCAACCAUCCAAUAUCUUAAAGAAAUAAAAGAUAACGUCCAAUACAAUGGUAGAUUCAUUGAUUAUGUAUUAUCAAACGGUAAACCAACAUUCUCCAAAACAACAUUAAUCAACCAAACAGCCAUUCAAUCAUCAUCAUCAUCAUCGAUCAUGUCAACAUUGAUUGGAGUAAGUCUACCACAAUGUCAAGAAUGUCUUCUUGAUCCAGACUUUACACCACUUUUAAUUGACAAUGAUACUACUGUAAGUGAUUGUGAAUCCAAUAGUAAAACAUGGAAGAUUAUUGUUGGUGUUGUAGUUGGUGGAUUCGCUGCCAUUGCAAUCGCUGUUGGUACUGUAAUGUUAAUUAAAAAGAAAAAACUAACCUACAAACAAAACAAAAAAAUGGAAAACAGAUUAAAGAAUAUGUCUUAA